Messenger RNA from Gossypium raimondii (Peruvian cotton), 1489 nucleotides. RefSeq names its product putative serine/threonine-protein kinase. The record is from RefSeq and is a predicted model, not a curated record. Gene Ontology annotation, biological process: protein phosphorylation. Gene Ontology annotation, molecular function: protein kinase activity; ATP binding. NCBI's taxonomy places the organism in Eukaryota, Viridiplantae, Streptophyta, Magnoliopsida, Malvales, Malvaceae. The coding region runs from base 149 to 1339 and encodes 396 amino acids. The transcript is spliced from 2 exons.
CGUAAAGUUAAGCUUAGAUAUUGGAAUAAUCAGACAUAAUCUGUUUCUUCCAAACUGUUGAUCAACAUCUAUAGUCUACAUGGCAUCUAAUAAAUUAAAUCGUGUUCAUCGAAUCCAUUAAUUUUGCUGUACUUUGAUCUCUUCAUUAAUGUCAAAUCCAUCUACAGGCGCCACGGACGAUUAUUCAACUACUGAACAUUUCAUUACCGCGGCAGUUUUCAUUGGUAUAUAUGUAUCUAUCUUUGUAUACGUAUGGCGUGUAAGGUCUCAAAUACAAAGCAGCAAAGAUGUUUGCACAGACUCUCAGUUUUCAACACUAACCAUGGACAAGUUCCUCGACGACAUGGAAAGGGAGAAACCCAUCACGUUUACCUCCCAGCAGCUAUGGAUUGCGACUGAUAAUUUCGCCAAUUUACUUGGUUCAGGUGGCUUUGGAGCUGUUUAUAAAGGAAUGUUUAGUAAUGGAACCAUGGUGGCUGUCAAAGUCCUGUAUGGAUCUUCUGAUAAAAGGAUAGAAGAACAGUUCAUGGCAGAAGUGAGUACAAUCGGAAGAGUUCACCAUUUUAAUCUGGUUCGACUUUACGGUUUCUGCUUUGAGCAGAACCUUAGAGCUCUUGUUUACGAGUACAUGGAAAAUGGUUCACUUGACAAGUUUUUGUUUGGUGAAGACAAGAAACUAGGAUUCCAGCAGCUUCGGUCCAUCGCAGUAGGCACGGCUAAAGGGAUUGCUUACUUGCACGAAGAAUGCCAACAUCGUAUCAUCCACUACGAUAUAAAACCUGGAAAUGUUCUGUUAGAUGCCAAAUUCUUGCCUAAAGUGGCUGACUUCGGAUUGGCCAAGCUUUGCAACAGAGAAAACACACAUGUAACGAUGACAGGAGGAAGGGGUACUCCUGGAUAUGCAGCACCAGAGCUUUGGGCACCAUUUGCUGUUACACAUAAAUGUGAUGUUUAUAGCUUUGGGAUGCUAUUGUUUGAGAUCAUUGGUAAAAGAAGGAACCUUGCUAGGAAUGUUCCUGAAAGCCAAGAAUGGUUUCCAACAUGGGUAUGGAAAAUGGUUGAGACAGGCAAUUCUGUGGAGCUAAUGAUGGUCUGUGGAUUUGAGGACAAGGAUAAGGAUAAGAUCGAGAGAAUGAUGAAAACAGCUUUGUGGUGCGUUCAACAUCGGCCGGAGUCGAGGCCUUCGAUGAGCAUUGUGGUGAAAAUGUUGGAAGAAGCAUUGGAGAUUCCUACACCUCCAAAUCCAUUUCCAGCAUAUUUGAUGGAGUCUAAUGUUGUCCCUAAUAAUAAUAAUAAUAUUUCAAGUAGCACCACUUGGAACGAUACCUCAUUUGUGUAGCCCUCUUCAAUAGUAGCAAGAUCUACUUUAACAUUAGCAACUCCUAUCAUGAGAAAUAUGUAAUUGAAAUGACCUCCACCUAGUUGGACACACUAGAAGUUUGGAUAAAAGUAUCGUGGAGUUUCCUAUGUUAAGAGUAAGAUUGCAUUU